Styela clava is the source of this 1864-nucleotide messenger RNA. RefSeq names its product 26S proteasome regulatory subunit 6B. Gene Ontology annotation, molecular function: ATP hydrolysis activity; ATP binding. The record is from RefSeq and is a predicted model, not a curated record. Lineage: Eukaryota; Metazoa; Chordata; Ascidiacea; Stolidobranchia; Styelidae.
CUGAUAUCUGCUGAUUCAUGAUUUCCGCGUUAGCUAAAGUAAUUUUUGUUUUCGAAACUGAUUCUCUUUUUCUUAUGCUUCGAAUUUCAUAACCUGGAAAAUGGAAGACGUAUUUGUAAAACCGGCUGACAGUGAAGUUGGAACACCGGCGUCAUCUCGUCCUACGACUGUGCAAUCAAUGCUAAGUUCUACAGAGAUUGAUAAAAUAGAGGAUCUUUAUACAAAAUAUAAGAAAUUACAGAAACAACUGGAAUUUUUGGGAGUUCAGGAAGAAUACAUUAAAGAUGAAAUGAAAAAUCUUCGAAAGGAGUAUUUGCACGCUCAAGAAGAAGUGAAGCGUAUCCAAAGUAUUCCUCUUGUGAUUGGUCAAUUCUUGGAAGCAGUGGACCAGAACAACGCUAUUGUUGGAUCUACCACUGGGUCAAAUUACUAUGUCAGGAUACUCAGCACAAUUGAUAGGGAACUUCUCAAACCGAAUGCAUCAGUUGCUCUUCAUAAACAUAGCAAUGCUUUAGUCGACGUUCUUCCUCCUGAAGCUGACAGCAGUAUUACUAUGCUUUCUGCAGAUGAAAAGCCAGAUGUUGCAUACUCUGACAUUGGAGGAAUGGAUAUUCAGAAACAGGAAGUCAGGGAGGCUGUGGAAUUGCCUUUGACACAUUUCGAGUUAUAUAAACAGAUUGGUAUUGACCCACCAAGAGGAGUUCUUAUGUUUGGGCCACCAGGAUGUGGCAAGACUAUGUUGGCUAAAGCUGUUGCACAUCACACAACAGCUGCUUUUAUACGAGUUGUGGGGUCCGAGUUCGUACAAAAAUAUCUCGGAGAAGGACCUAGAAUGGUUAGGGACGUUUUCAGACUUGCCAAAGAGAAUGCACCAGCGAUCAUAUUCAUUGAUGAGAUUGAUGCAAUUGCUACAAAAAGAUUUGAUGCACAGACUGGAGCUGAUCGUGAGGUCCAAAGAAUCUUGCUUGAACUUUUGAAUCAAAUGGACGGGUUUGAUCAGACAGUUAAUGUGAAGGUUAUUAUGGCAACCAAUCGAGCUGACACUCUUGAUCCAGCUUUGCUACGUCCUGGACGUCUGGAUCGUAAGAUUGAAUUCCCGAUUCCCGAUCGACGGCAAAAGCGAUUAAUUUUUUCAACAAUUACAGGACAAAUGAAUCUGAGUGAUGAAGUUGACUUAGAAGACUACGUGGCUCGACCAGAUAAAAUAUCAGGAGCGGAUAUCAAUUCUAUAUGUCAAGAAGCCGGCAUGAUGGCAGUUCGUGAAAAUCGAUACAUAGUUCUUGCUAAAGAUUUUGAAAAAGCCUACAAAAACCAAAUGAAAAAGGAUGAACAGGACCAUGAAUUCUACAAAUGAGAAGAAAAUAAAAACAUUUUUGGACUGGACUCUUUAUUUUAUUUAUAUUUUGACUAAAACUCGUCUGCUAUCUAAAUUCUUUUUGUGCAAAAUUAAGCGGCCAUGGAAUAAAUAUGCACUUUCAGCAACUAAAUUUUUCUAUACCUACACACAAGGUUUCGAAAUGGGUGAAUUUCCACAACCAAGUAUCACUUUGAUAAUAUGGCCGUUGUGAAAACAUUUUUUUUUCUAACAUUGCAAUAUAUAGAUGGUUAUGGCAGUUAUGGUUUUAGGUCGGCCUGAUCUUGGUAAAUUAUAAUGGUUCGUACAAUCAGGUUUACAGCCUCCUUUUUUCAACCAUUUCUGGCCUUUUGGUAACCCAAUUGGAAAUUUUAGUUGGUACUGAUGCCAUCAUAUGAAGGGAUUUGAUACCAGGGCUUCACCUAUGUCUGUUGGCCAGCUGGUGAUUUGCUUUGUUCCCAAUCACAAUAUUUUGCUGCUUUGGGGUCUUAAAUACAUGUUCAAUGAUGA